Molecule: messenger RNA, 671 nt
Organism: Triplophysa rosa
Lineage: Eukaryota; Metazoa; Chordata; Actinopteri; Cypriniformes; Nemacheilidae
Exons: 4
Coding region: 15-671 (218 amino acids)
Source: RefSeq, a predicted model, not a curated record
ACAGCUCUACAAAAAUGUUUGUAAAGAACUCCUUUAUUCAUAGCCAUCCCUCACUACCAGUCAUGCAGAGACUUUAUGAAGCUAUUGUAGGAGGGAAGAACUGCCCCUCUACCCUCAGUGACCGUGCGACUAAAGUCUCUCACCCUGUUGGUACCGUCUCUGACUCCAUAGCGACAGUCAGCGACCACGCUGCAACAGUCCCUGACCCUGAAGCUACAGUCAGCGACAGCGACCACGUCGCUACAGUCUCCCACCCCACCUCUACCGUCAGCAACCAAGCUGAUGUGUUCUGUAUGCCAAAACAGAGGAAACAUACACAAUUACACUCUGUCAGCAACCAUGCUGCUACAGUCUCCCACACUACCUUUACAAUCUUCCACCCCGCCCCCGAAGCUACAGUCAGUGACCACGGCGCUAGUCUCUCCCUUCGCAAGUCUCUCCCUCCGAAGCUACAGUCAGCGAGUAUGUCACAACAGUCUCUCUGUCCGAAGCUACAGUCAACGACCGCCCUGCAACAGUCAGCGACCAUGCCACCACAGUCUCCCAUCACGCUGCUACAGUCCGUGAUCACGCCACGACAGCCUCCCCUCACACAGCUACAGUCAGCAACCAAGCUGACAUGUUCUACAAGCCAAUACAGAGGAAACGUAGGCAAUUACACUCUGAAAUGA